Molecule: messenger RNA, 2587 nt
Organism: Brassica oleracea var. oleracea
Lineage: Eukaryota; Viridiplantae; Streptophyta; Magnoliopsida; Brassicales; Brassicaceae
Product: beta-D-xylosidase 4
Exons: 5
Coding region: 49-2424 (791 amino acids)
Biological process (GO): arabinan catabolic process; xylan catabolic process
Cellular component (GO): plant-type cell wall
Molecular function (GO): xylan 1,4-beta-xylosidase activity; alpha-L-arabinofuranosidase activity
Source: RefSeq, a predicted model, not a curated record
CGGUACUAGCUUGCUAGUAUAUAAAUAGUAUCACUAAACCAAUCAAAAAUGAUAUCCCAGGAAUCAAAACUCUUAAACACAAUGGGCUCUUCUUCUCCACUAACAAGGAGAAACAGAGCACCCUCCUCUGUAUUCUCUCUGUUUCUUUUCUUCCUCUGUUUACUAGAUUCAUCAAACGCUCAGUCCACGCCAGUUUUCGCCUGCGACGUCGCCGGAAACCCAUCUCUCGCCGCUUAUGGGUUCUGCAACACCGCUAUAAAGAUCGAAUACCGAGUCGCUGAUCUGGUCGCGAGGCUCACGUUGCAAGAAAAGAUCGGGGUUUUAACGAGUAAACUUCACGGCGUGACACGGCUUGGGAUUCCGACGUAUGAAUGGUGGUCCGAAGCACUUCACGGCGUUUCUUAUGUCGGACCCGGCACGCAUUUCUCCGGCCAAGUUCCCGGCGCUACGAGUUUUCCUCAGGUUAUACUCACCGCUGCUUCUUUCAACGUAUCUCUGUUUCAAGCCAUUGGCAAGGUUGUCUCGACGGAAGCGAGGGCAAUGUACAACGUUGGAUUAGCCGGGCUAACGUACUGGUCACCGAAUGUUAAUAUAUUCCGAGAUCCGAGAUGGGGAAGAGGACAAGAGACUCCUGGAGAAGAUCCAUUGCUUUCUAGCAAGUAUGCUACAGGAUACGUUAAGGGUCUUCAAGAAACUGACAGCAGCGAUGCUAACCGCCUCAAAGUAGCCGCAUGCUGCAAACACUACACCGCUUACGACGUUGAUAACUGGAAAGGCGUAGAACGUUACAGUUUUAACGCCGUGGUGAAUCAACAGGAUCUGGAUGAUACAUAUCAACCACCGUUCAAGAGUUGCGUAGUUGAUGGGAAUGUGGCGAGUGUUAUGUGUUCUUACAAUAAAGUUAACGGUAAACCGACAUGUGCUGAUCCAGAUCUCCUCUCUGGUGUUAUCCGUGGUGAAUGGAAGUUAAACGGGUACAUUGUUUCGGACUGUGACUCGGUAGAUGUGUUGUAUAAGAACCAGCACUAUACCAAAACUCCAGAAGAAGCUGCAGCUAUAUCUAUCAAUGCAGGUUUGGACUUGAACUGUGGUUACUUCUUGGGUGACCAUACAGAGGCAGCGGUUAAAGCCGGUUUGGUAAACGAAGCAGCUAUCGACAAAGCGAUCUCGAACAACUUCUUGACCCUUAUGCGAUUAGGAUUCUUCGACGGAGAUCCAAAGAAACAGAUCUACGGAGGGUUAGGUCCUAAAGACGUUUGCACGCCCGCGAACCAAGAGCUAGCCGCAGAAGCAGCAAGACAAGGCAUUGUACUACUGAAAAACACUGGUUCCUUACCGCUUUCUCCUAAAGCGAUCAAAACGCUAGCCGUGAUUGGACCAAACGCGAACGUCACGAAAACAAUGAUCGGAAACUACGAAGGCACGCCGUGUAAGUACACAACACCGCUUCAGGGCUUAGCCGGGACGGUAUCGACAACGUAUCUACCAGGCUGCUCUAAUGUAGCAUGCGCGGUGGCGGAUGUAGCUGGGGCCACGAAGCUAGCAGCUUCUGCUGACGCGACGGUGCUUGUGAUAGGUGCAGACCAGUCUAUCGAGGCAGAGAGCCGCGACAGAGUCGAUCUGAAUCUUCCCGGACAACAGCAAGAUCUCGUGACACAAGUGGCUAAGGCAGCGAAAGGACCGGUCUUUCUCGUUAUCAUGUCUGGUGGAGGUUUCGACAUUACGUUCGCUAAGAACGACGCGAAGAUCGCCGGGAUCUUGUGGGUUGGUUAUCCCGGAGAAGCUGGUGGUAUCGCCAUCGCUGACGUCAUCUUCGGCCGUUAUAAUCCAAGUGGAAGAUUGCCGAUGACGUGGUAUCCACAAUCCUACGUGGAGAAAGUUCCGAUGACGAAUAUGAACAUGAGACCCGAUAAUUCAAACGGGUAUCCGGGUCGGACUUACCGGUUCUACACCGGAGAGACGGUAUACGCCUUCGGCGAUGGACUCAGCUACACCAAGUUCAGUCACAGUUUAGUCAAAGCUCCACGGCUAGUUUCUCUCAGUCUUGAAGAGAAUCACGUUUGCCGAUCAUCCGAAUGUCAAUCGCUGAAGGCGAUCGGACCGCAUUGUGAUAACGUUGUCUCCGGUACGGGAAGAACGGCGUUUGAGGUUCAAAUUAAGGUACAGAACGGUGGAGAUAGAGAAGGUAUUCACACGGUGUUUUUAUUCACGACGCCGCCAGCGGUUCACGGAUCGCCGAGGAAGCAUCUUUUAGGAUUUGAGAAGAUUCGUUUGGGGAAGAUGGAAGAAGCGGUGGUUAAGUUUAAGGUUGAUGUCUGUAAAGAUUUAAGCGUUGUUGAUGAAGUUGGGAAGAGGAAGAUUGGUUUGGGUCAGCAUCUUCUUCAUGUGGGCGACGUGAAACAUUCUUUGAGUAUUAGAAUCUGAGUCCAAAACGAUUCUAAUUUUUUUUUAAAGGAAAAAUGUAAACUUAUAAAUAUGCUUAUUGAAUAUUGGUAAGCAUAUUAGAAAGGAAAACGAAUAAAAAGGUAAUUGUGAAUCUCUUAUUUUCAAUUAUUUAAUAAAAGUAAUCGAAAAUAUUUUCUUCGUA